This is a messenger RNA of Leptinotarsa decemlineata (Colorado potato beetle), 1161 nucleotides long. Its product is annotated as protein C3orf33 homolog. The record is from RefSeq and is a predicted model, not a curated record. NCBI's taxonomy places the organism in Eukaryota, Metazoa, Arthropoda, Insecta, Coleoptera, Chrysomelidae.
UGUAUUUUGAAAUAUCUCACGGGAAAAAUCCAAUGGCAACACUGAUCUUAUGCUCUACGACUACACUUCUACAAUAGCAGUUUCGUGUUUUGCUACAUCUAGCGACUUAAAACGAAACGUCUUAUAUAAAUAACAAGUAUUCAAGAUAUUUUUAUUUUUACCUAUUUUUAAAUGUGAUUUAAUAAAACGAAUUUAGUUAUGAUGGAUAAAGUUUCCAACGCUUUUCACAACUUUACGACUUUCAUGGAUAACAACACCCGUGGAGUACAGUUCGGUUGUUAUUCUGUAGCACUUGUUGGAUUAACAGUGGCUGUGAGGAAAGUUCGCCCUUUCAGUAAAUUUAAAAAACCUUCGGAUAUUCCCAACCAUUUCCUGAGAGAGAGAAGGGAACUUGUAGGUGUUGUGGAUAGAAUAGAGCCUCAUGGUACACUACUGAUGAUAAGGCACAAACCAUUGAUCAAUGUUCCAUUUAUUUCUUCAGGACAUCUACCAGUUAAAAUAUCUGGAAUUAAUGUUAGUGGACUAGGGUGCAACUGGCUGCAAGCAGUAUUGUCACAUGAGAAAGUUACAUUCAUACCAAUCAGCAAGGAUAAAAAUUAUGUUCAAUGUCAAGUAUUGUUUACACAAAAAGAUAAACAACAGAAGGAAUACAUCGUGAAUGUAGGCGAAAAGUUGGUGAAAAUAGGCUUUGCUGUACCAGAACUUAUUGAGAAGCCUUUGUUGGAAGAUACUCUUUACAUGAGAUACUACAAGUUACUCCAGAAAGCAGAAAAACAUGCCCAAUACAAAAAACUUGGUUUGAAGUACUAUAUAAAACCUACAAAGCAAGCAAUAUUCGAAUUAUACCAGCUCGCUUUUCUGUUAUCAAGAUAUUCUUAUAGUGCACUAAACAAAGGCCUGUCUAAAAUUCCCAAAAUAUAUGUGUCAUAGCAAUCACAGAUACACCUAGUAUUUGAUGUUAUUAUUUUGAUUUCACAAACUCUGGCUGUUUACAAAAUUGUUACUUUCUUUUUUUAUCCCCAACAUGACAAUAACAUGUGGGAAGAUUUGCUGUUAGUUAUUGACUGAUUUUUUUCAGACUACUUACUAUCAGUUGUUAUAAUUUUGAGAAUCAAAUUUUUUAGUUUUCAAUAUAAAUAAAAGCUUUUUCAGGACUGUUUC